UGAAAGCGAGGCCAAAGAGGGUGGGAGCGCGUGCUGUCGGGAGUUGUUUGGAGGUUGGGAGCUCGCGGCUGGAAAUUCGCUGGUGGAGCGGUCAUGUCGCAUAAACAAAUUUACUAUUCGGAUAAAUACGACGAUGAGGAGUUCGAAUACCGGCAUGUCAUGUUACCCAAGGACAUAGCCAAACUUGUCCCUAAAACCCAUUUGAUGUCUGAAUCUGAAUGGAGGAAUCUUGGCGUUCAACAGAGUCAGGGAUGGGUUCAUUAUAUGAUCCAUGAACCAGAACCUCAUAUCUUGCUGUUCCGGAGGCCACUACCCAACAAGCCAAAGAAAUGAAGCUGGAGAACCAUUUCCAACCUCAACUUUACACAGCCUGUCCUUUCUAACAUCUUUCUCAUAGCAUGAAUAUGUUGCUUUCUUUUUUCUCACUUUGAUAUUUAAAGGAUGUUUGAUACACUGUUUGAAUGUGCUGAAAACUGCUUUGCUUCUUGAGUAGAGCCACCACCACAGCCCUACCAGAGGAGUGCUUUGUGGGCUUCAAGCUCAGCUAAGUGGGAUCUCAGAAGUCAUGGUGUGCUCUGUAUCCACAGAGCACUUGACAGAGGGAGGAAGCAUCUUAAGAAUCAGACCAUGGCUAUACCUGGGAUUGUGUAAACCCACUAUUUUAUUUUUUUCCUACUAGGUAUUGUAUGUCUGGUGACUUGUGGAUUUAUCUCUCAAUGUAUUGAAAUUUUCCAUUUUAUUCAAGAAACCUGUUCUGUGUUUCAAGA
Dipodomys spectabilis (banner-tailed kangaroo rat) is the source of this 767-nucleotide messenger RNA. It is a transcript of the gene Cks1b, whose product is annotated as CDC28 protein kinase regulatory subunit 1B. The record is from RefSeq and is a predicted model, not a curated record. Gene Ontology annotation, molecular function: cyclin-dependent protein serine/threonine kinase activator activity; histone binding; protein kinase binding. The transcript is spliced from 3 exons. Gene Ontology annotation, cellular component: cyclin-dependent protein kinase holoenzyme complex; SCF ubiquitin ligase complex. Lineage: Eukaryota; Metazoa; Chordata; Mammalia; Rodentia; Heteromyidae. Gene Ontology annotation, biological process: regulation of mitotic cell cycle. The coding region runs from base 94 to 333 and encodes 79 amino acids.